CCGCAACAAAUUUGUCCUUUGGUCCCACAAAACCAACAAAAAGGGCCAUUGUGUAGACAAAGGAAUUGUCGGGUAAGUUAUUCUCAAAGUGUUUAUGAAUGGAUAUAGGAAUCAGGUUCUUAUUGGAUUUGUAACCACUUCUCCUCUAUCAUCAUCCCCACUCCUACUCGACGACGCGCAAGUAAACGAUGACCACGAGGGUCACCCGAUCCAGAGCCAAAGGUGUUGCCGCUCAGGCUGGAGAGCCUGUAACGCAGAUCAAGACGGAGACCUUGGAUCAGGAACUUCCUUCAGAGGUGAAGCCGAAAGAACGGAAGGGAAAUGGUCGGAAGAAUAUAUCGGGAAAGCGGAAGAGAGAUGACUCACCUACAGUCAAACUCGAAUCCGGAGAUCAAGAGCCAUACCAAUCUGUUCCUCCAAGCCCGAAGCGUAGAAGGAAGGAUUCGGACGGUCACGGUAUGGUUGGGAGCUCGGAGUCAAACGAAGGAAGAUCGGGUGUGGCUCAGCAUGCCACAGUUCAAUCUCCUCGUCGUAGCCGAACGCAGGCACGGGUUUUGGGUCGUAAACGAAGCAAUGCGAUUGUGCAUACUCCUCCUCGGAUUCUAAGAACAAGCCAUAUGAGGCCCAUUGUAGAUGAGCUGUUCAGGAGGAGGGAGGCAUGGUUUACAGUCGAUCUAGAAGUUGUCGCGCCAGGCGGAACUGCAAAGAAUUUGAAUCAUGUAUCAUUUUCAUCCUCUUCCGGCGUUCUGGGAUUACAGUAAAGUUAAUUGAACUUGGACUCCACGGGCUGCUAAGUAUUUCGGAUACUUGUAAAGUUGUUCUAUCCUAAUACACUUAUGUACAUAUUUUAGAACCUUGCAUUCUAGUCGUCCUAGGUAUAGACAUCUCAACCCAG
Molecule: messenger RNA, 895 nt
Organism: Marasmius oreades (fairy-ring Marasmius)
Lineage: Eukaryota; Fungi; Basidiomycota; Agaricomycetes; Agaricales; Marasmiaceae
Exons: 5
Coding region: 189-761 (190 amino acids)
Source: RefSeq, a predicted model, not a curated record